CUAUUUCCUCCCAUUUUAAAGAAAAUGGCGGAUCACGUGAUCAUGGCAAAUGAGAACAGUCAAACCCAGGUGUUGUCUCUUUCUAACAGAACUCGAUCAUGGGGGCGGGCCAAGGAGAGAUGGUUCUUUUUCUUUUUUCUUUUUUCCUCUCAAGUCGAUUUUCUUGUUUUCUGACCCCCCAAGUCUUUUAUUCUCUCCUUUGCACGGUUCCUCGAUGGUAUUUCUUGGGUCGUUGCUUUAGGGAGAGGGGGCAACGGGUGAAAUUUGGGGAUGGGCGCCCAGUAGCAGUCAAUUGAAAUCAUUAGAUUCCAUUUCACUACCUAUCCAUUCUUGCCAGUGGACGUCGUG
This is a messenger RNA of Aureobasidium pullulans EXF-150, 348 nucleotides long. RefSeq lists its product as uncharacterized. The record is from RefSeq and is a predicted model, not a curated record. Bases 99 to 296 code for a protein of 65 amino acids. The transcript has a single exon. NCBI's taxonomy places the organism in Eukaryota, Fungi, Ascomycota, Dothideomycetes, Dothideales, Saccotheciaceae.